AUGGGAGAAUAUGAGCCUAAAAUUGAGGUUAAUUUUCCGUUGACAGUCACUGCUGCCAGGGGAGUCACUGUAAAGCUGGAGUGCUUUGCUUUAGGGAACCCUGUUCCCACGAUCUCGUGGAGGAAGGUGAAUGGGAAUAUCCCCAGCAAGGCGAGGUUGCGCAAGUCCCAGGCGGUCCUGGAGAUCCCAAAUGUGCAGCUGGACGACUCGGGGACGUACGAGUGCAAAGCAGAGAACUCUCGAGGAAAGAACAUCUUCCGCGGGCAGCUCCAGGUGUACACUUAUCCUCAGUGGAUUCGGAUGAUUAAUGACACCCAGCUAGACAGCGGGGAGCAGCUCCAUUGGGACUGCAAGGCUACAGGGAAGCCACGACCUAGCUACCGCUGGCUCUGGAACGGUGCACCGCUGCUGUCACGGAACAGAACAGAGAUGGUCAAUGGCGAGCUGUUGAUUAAGAGUCUACGUCAGUCGGACGCUGGGAUGUACCAGUGUGUGGCAGAGAAUAAACACGGAGCCAUUUAUUCCAGUGCAGAGUUGAAGAUUUUAGCUUCUGCUCCCAGUUUCCAGCCAAUCCCAGAAAGGAAAAUAGUCACAGUGAUUGCUGGUAAAGAUAUUGUUCUUGAGUGUAAACCUCAAGCAUCUCCAAAACCAGACAUCACCUGGAAAAAAGGAGACCGGAGGAUUCCUCCAAACAAGCGGAUUUCAGUUGUGGAGGAUAAUAGUCUCAGGAUUGUGAAUUCUACCAAAUCCGAUGAGGGCAGCUAUGUGUGCCGAGGGGAGAAUCAGUUUGGCUCAGCCGAAAUGACCACCACAGUGCGGGUAAAAGAGCCCACACGGAUGCAGCUUGCACCGAGUCGAAUGGAGGUGACAGUGGGUGAAAGUGUGGUCCUCAACUGCAAGGCAUUUCACGACCCCUCCCUGGAUGUGUCAUUUCUAUGGUUACAGAACAGAGAGCCUAUCAACUUUCACAAAGAGGGAGGACAUUUUGAAAACAUCGGGGCACCAGUGUCAGAAGAAUUUCAGAACGGUGAAGGCUUCGGGUACAUUGUGGCUUUCAGAGCCAAUGGCACGCGAGGAUGGAAAGAGAAAAUGGUGACAUCAGCAGACGCCUCAAAGUUCAUCUACCGCGAUGAGACUGUCCCCCCUCUGACUCCCUUUGAGGUGAAGGUCGGAGUUUAUAACAACAAAGGGGAUGGGCCCUUCAGCAACAUUGUCACAGUCUACUCAGCAGAGGGAGAACCCAGGGAAGCCCCUUCGGAUGUGAAAGCUGCCAGUGUGUCGUCCUCUGAGAUCAUAGUGGUGUGGAGGCCUCCGAAUCCAGCCCCAGGACGACCAAAGAAUUAUGAGGUGAACUAUUGGAAGGACAUGGAGCAGGAAGAAUCUGGGGAGAGAAUGAAAACCCCUGGAAAUGAAACAACCAUCUUACUGACAGGGUUAGAGGGAAACACCUUGUAUCACAUCACCGUGAAGGGCUACAACAGUGCCGGCCAGGGGCCAGCAAGCACAGCUGUGCGUGCAAAAACCAAGAAAUCACCUCCCAGUCAAGCACCUGGCAAUCUCAUGGGGAUCCAAGAUGGAGAUCGUGUGUCACUUGGCUGGGAGGCCGUCAAGCCGCUCGAUAAUGAAUCAGACGUGAUGGGGUACAAGGUCUUGUUUCGACAAGAGGGCCAGAGCAGCAGUGAGGUGAUUGAGACGAACAUCUCCUCUGCGGUGGUUCCACUAUCAGGUGGAGGGAUUUAUAUCAUUGAGGUGCGAGCAUUCAGCGAGGGAGGAGAGGGAACAGCCAGCUCCCAAAUCAGAGUACCUGUAUCAUCAGGUGUCAGAGUUCCAAACCACCAAAGAUCCAUGCACAGUAUAUCCACUUGUUCAGUGACAGUGACCAUUCUCUUAGUUUUUGUCAUUCCUUCAGCAUCAUGGUGAGAGAGGUUGACCGGCUCUAAAGACAGUACUGGGGUGGACCUCUUUAUACCCGAAGAAGAAGCUGGUUUGCUUGGCCUUAUCCACUGCAGACCCGAAGGCAUAGCACUGGGGACAGCCUGGUCAAAAAGGAGGUGUCAGAAGUCCUUUAUUCCUUCCUCUGGUCUUUCCAAUAUCAUUUUAGUAUUGUACUGCACACUGUGUGCAAACAGUUAUUGGUUCUAGUAAACUAGCUUUUGCAUUUCCCUCUCAUCAGAUGAACUACAAAUCCUGUGCUUAGAUUUGAAGCCCAGUCAAAUGGUCUGUUAAAACUACUGUACUUUUAAAAUGAAUGUCUUGAGGCUUUUUAAAAUGGCUCUCUUUGUCCGUGAGUUGUAUUGUUUCCUCUUAGCUCUGAGAAACAGAAGGAGGAGGAACUCUUUAGAAACAAGUGCAUUGUUUUCUUAUUAAAAAAAAAGUAAGAUUUUGUAUUGUAUCAGAGGUCUAACUAUUUAAAAAUUCACUUUUUGUACUUUGUGCUACCUUUAGUAAGUGGUGUGUGUACCGGCUACUUCAACAUUGUGUUUCUCUAAUAGCCAAUGACACUAGGUAAGCCUGGUGAGACCAGUGACUAAGGACUGCUGGAUAAAGAACUGUUACCUUUAGUGCCCCAAUUAGAAGACAGUGACAUGACUCCGUGGCAAAGCUUAUGAUGUCUCAAAAUACCAAUAAAUGUGUUGUUUAUUUUUAAUUGGAUGACAAUGCCUUUUCUUAAAAAAAAAAAAAGAACAACUAUUGAAACAAAGGGCUGUGUAGUCUGGGAAGCCACGUCUUCACCAUCUCUUUGACUUAAAGGUACAUUUUCUGAAUUAAAGGUAUUUGCUGAUAUAACACGGAAUUAACAAGACACCAUUGCAGUUACUGUUCUGUGAAGUUACUUGCUACUGCAGUAUAAUGCUGGUAACUUUUAUUUGUAGACCCAUAAAGAAAAUCUGCUUUUUCAAAAUAUGGCCCACUCAGUUUAAAAGAUAGCACUGUUUAAAGCAUCUAUAAACUAUUCAGAUUUAAGUGUGAUCAGAUUGUGAACAAAUAAUGUUUCUUAAGAUUACUACAUUAUUACAAAAAUAUAUUUUUCAGUACUGUAAUUUUUGUUGUUAUUUCAAUGCUUACCCUUGUACAAAUGUUGGAGGAUGUGUGUGCGUGUUAACAAGUUGCUUGUAUACUUCUUAGUAGUCUGUAUUGUAUACUGUUGUGUACUAUACACAAGAUGCGUGUUAUAGAAGAGAUUUACAUUAUACAAUAAGUCAUGUAUGUCAAAUAAAAACACAGGCUACACAUAAUAUUAUAUUUAAAAAUAUAUAUGGUACUGGUACUGCAUUUAAAAAAAAAACAAGUUGCAUUAUUCCUUUUUCUAUCAUGUUUAACUAAUUGCAAUGUUUUAAUUAACUUUCAUAUGGACCUUAUUUUGAUAGCAACCAUUUUGUGAAAUAUGGUUGUCUGUCUUCAGUGAAGUGGCUGAUUAUCUUAAACUAAUUUGCACCAGUAUUGUUAGGCAUGUGAGACAUGUCAAGUAUAGUACGGUAGGAUAUACAUUAUGUGAUCAGUGCUUAAAAUUGGGCAGAGCAGGUAAGUGUAGCAUCCAGAUAUAAGCCCAAUUAUUUUAAAUAGUUAACAUUAAUUGGCAUAAAGAAUUAUUUCUAAUUUGUGGUUGUAACUAAGUUUUGGAGCGGACUGUGAUGGUUCUUAUGAAUAUGGUUCACAUCCUAAUGGAGUAAUACCCAAGAUAUUGCUAAGUUGGAAUGGGUUGUUUUUAAUCUUUUUAUUGCCUUCGGUCCAAAACCCUUUUCAUUUUCCACUGUGAAAGGGAAGAUUAAAUGA
Polyodon spathula (Mississippi paddlefish) is the source of this 3774-nucleotide messenger RNA. RefSeq names its product contactin-5-like. Gene Ontology annotation, cellular component: axon; plasma membrane. Gene Ontology annotation, biological process: axon guidance; cell-cell adhesion. Gene Ontology annotation, molecular function: protein binding. The record is from RefSeq and is a predicted model, not a curated record. Lineage: Eukaryota; Metazoa; Chordata; Actinopteri; Acipenseriformes; Polyodontidae. The transcript has 13 exons. The coding region runs from base 1 to 1920 and encodes 639 amino acids.